Molecule: messenger RNA, 2757 nt
Organism: Blastomyces dermatitidis ER-3
Lineage: Eukaryota; Fungi; Ascomycota; Eurotiomycetes; Onygenales; Ajellomycetaceae
Product: mannosyltransferase
Exons: 4
Coding region: 801-1991 (396 amino acids)
Biological process (GO): protein N-linked glycosylation; cell wall mannoprotein biosynthetic process; protein O-linked glycosylation
Cellular component (GO): Golgi apparatus; membrane
Molecular function (GO): alpha-1,2-mannosyltransferase activity
Source: RefSeq, a predicted model, not a curated record
GUCGUCGAAGUAAAUCCAAGUCCUCGAUGGUGGAAUGUACUGCUGGCCUAUCUGAGAGUUCUAGGAGUAAAGACAAGGCUUCAGGAGCCCGGUGGAUCCUCCUCUGAUUCAGCUCUUCCAGUCGCGAAUGAAGCGCGUCGGAAAGAGCAUCAUUGUCUAAAACUUGAAACUUUUCUUGGAGACCAUCAAGCCGCUUCGCAACCUCCAGAUGGUCUGUUCUUCCAGCAUUGUUCUGCUUCAGAGUCCUCUCAACGAGAGAUUUCAACCUGUGGAAACGACGGCUGCCCUAGUACAAAAGUCAGCAGCAGAAAAAACUAUUAACAAUUGACACAAAUACUCGCCUUGUCUGGCGUGUUCGUAAUUAUGAUAAUAAGCUCGUCCGUCAGAGCGCUGACAUUCGCUGAAUGAGCCAUUUCUUGUCUUACAUAGGCAAUCUCAAAUCGUUUCUCAGACACCAAGUCGGCGGAAAAUGCACAGUUACGCGUCUACUUGUUCAUGUUUCCCCAUAAUAUGCUAUAGAACAAGUACUCUGACACAUACUUCGUUCGAUGCUCCAACAACAACGCGUUUCAAUCCCCUGAAGGUCUGAUAUUAUGCGAUAAACACUAGUCCGUAACAGGCAGGAAGAGCUGCAUCGGCCGCCCUGGGCGCGCUGACUCAGCAGCCUGGCAGCUGGCAGCAUCAUCGCGGCCAAAUCCUAUUUUUAACUACAUGAACAACCAGGGGCGAUCUUUGUUCAGCUGUGAGAAAAACAUUUUAUCUCUCUUUAUGCUGUUCACGGCCAUGCGCAUAAUAGCAGUAUGGGCCUCGCACGACCGCUUCGUUUGCUCUUAGCCGCCUGCUUUGUUCUUGCUCUAUUUCUCAUCUUCCAGGUUUCGAAAUCGCCCCCGUUGCUAACUGGAAGAAAGGGGCAAUACGAUAAUGGACUCCAGAGGGAGCCUCUUUUGGAUCCUACAGGAGAGCCUCCUGAGCCUCUUUGGCGGGCAAAAGAUGAUGCCUAUGCGCCCGACAACCCCAAUUCCGCUCGCAUCAACGCGACGCUCCUAGCCCUGGUUCGAAACGAAGAAUUGGACGAGUUAAUAAUGACGAUGAGGGAUUUGGAAAGGACUUGGAAUAGCAAGUUCAAUUACCCGUGGACUUUUUUUAACGAUAAAGAGUUUACGGAAGAGUUCAAGACUCGAACACAAGCUGAAACAAAGGCACAAUGCAAUUACGAAUUAAUUCCAAAGGAGCACUGGGACGUACCCGACUUUAUUAGUAUGGAGCUCUACGAAGAAUCCUCCAAAAUCCUCAAGGAGAAGAAUAUCCAAUACAGCAACCUGAUGUCAUACCAUCAAAUGUGCCGCUGGAACAGUGGCAUGUUCUACAAACACCCAGCCUUGGCGAAUGUGCAGUACUAUUGGAGAGUCGAACCCAAGGUCCAUUUCUUCUGCGACGUCGACUACGAUGUGUUCCGCUACAUGCAAGACCACAACAAAACCUAUGGCUUCACCAUCAACCUCUAUGAUGCUCCUGAGAGUAUUGCUACUCUAUGGCCGCAGACGCUUAAGUUCCUCGAAGCGCACCCCAAUCACCUACAUCCAAACAACGCAAUGGACUGGCUGGUGGACAAUAAGCAAAGACCACAACAUAAUAAGGACGCAAACGGGUACUCCACUUGCCACUUUUGGUCUAACUUCGAAAUCGCGGAUAUGUCGUUCUAUCGAAGCCAGGCUUAUGAAGAUUAUUUUAACCAUUUGGAUCGUGCCGGAGGCUUCUUCUACGAAAGAUGGGGCGAUGCACCAGUACAUUCUAUCGGCCUAGGCCUAUUUGAGGACAAGAGUAAAAUUCAUUGGUUCCGUGACAUCGGAUACCAACAUGUCCCAUACUUCAACUGCCCGAACUCUCCAAAAUGCAAAGGCUGCACUCCGGGAAAGUUUUACGCCGGGGAACCUUUCCUCCAGCUCGAAGAUUGCCGACCAAACUGGUUUAAAUACGUUGGGACUGAUUGAUCUCGCAAUCUACAUUAAACAAUAACAUGACUUCGGAAAUGAUGCUGGCACGCCACACAUCUACAAUCCCCCCAACACUUAUCAAGGCGCAGGAAAUAGAUAACAAGCCCCUAGUUGACCUCCAAUUGUGCCUCCUCAAACCCCCCCAAGUAAAAUGAGCGGGCUGUACCCACGAACCAAUUCCGCUGCUGCAUGGACCGGACAUUUCCCCAGGCGGCACUUGAAAUAAUAACUCAAAAAAAAAAAAAAAAAAAAAAAAAAAAAAAAAAAAGCAGAAAAUCGUUAGCCUUCUUCUCCCUCCCUCCCCCCCCUUGUCUCCUCCCAACGAAUGGAUCCCCGAUAGAGCUAAAAAAAGAAAAUCCCGAAGUUUCAUAAUCUUUGUACCAUGAUGCCUACAACAUUACAACCUAAGACAGGGGGAAGGGGCAGCACGGGGCCAGAGAACCAAUGGCCGGUUGGUCUAUGUAUAUAUAUAUAUAUUUAUGUGUUGUUUUGUAUAGAUGGAUACAAACAUAUCUUAUUAAUAGGGGGCAUUCAACGUCUACAUUCAGCACACCCGCUAAUACCAUUCAACUAUUUCACUUCACACUCUCCAUAUUACUCAAUUGUUCAACGGAACGGGACGGGAAGAGGUGUUGGGGACCCAGAGCUGUCAUGCAUGUUUCUUUUUUCUCUAUUCUUCGGUUUCUUUUCUCCUUUCUUCUUUCUCCUUUUUCUUUUCCUUUUCCUUCCCCCUUUUUUUUUUUUUUUUUUUUUUUUUUUUUUU